AUGUCGCAACAAACCGAGCUCACCCGUUCUAUGAAGUUGGUACUUGUAACAAGCCUUCUUGUCAUUCUCGCCACUUGUGGAUCAAUGACAACUGUGUUGGCUGUUCGUGGAGUGGACAUGAGUUUACAACAAUGUCAGACUGCCACAUUGGACAAUUGGCGUUGUUUGAAGAGAAAUGGCUUUGAUUUCGCCAUCAUUGAAGUAUGGAACGGAGGCUAUCAAUACAAUAAUCGAAUUUUACAAUGUGUCCAAGACGCCCGUGCUGCUGGAUUUCAAUACGUCGAUGUCUAUGCCUUCAUGUGUCCCAAUUGUCGAAACAAUUAUCCUGCCUCAGCAGCCAUCGAAACAAUGCUUUCCCGAUUGCAUGAUUCCAAAGUCGAUUAUGGUCAAUUAUGGCUCGACAUCGAACAAUGCAACGGAUGUUGGUACAAUGACUUAUCGUCCAAUGCCAAUUAUGUCACAAAUGCAUCGAUGGCAGCUGAAAAGUAUUUUGCAAAGGAAGGAAUGAAUCGACGUGUUGGAAUUUAUUCAUCGGUCUAUGAGUGGCAACAAACGGUGGGAGGAGAGAGUAAUUUGUCGCAUUUACAAUUGUGGUAUGCUCAUUAUGACAAUGCAAGUAAUUUCAAUGAUGCUUGGGCCUAUCAUUUUGGAGGAUGGACUUCUCCAGCUAUUAAGCAAUAUUGGGAUCAUGGUCCUGCUGAAUGUGGUGUCGAUGUGGAUGUGAAUUUCUACUGA
Messenger RNA from Naegleria lovaniensis, 735 nucleotides. RefSeq lists its product as uncharacterized. Lineage: Eukaryota; Heterolobosea; Eutetramitea; Acrasida; Naegleriidae. The coding region runs from base 1 to 735 and encodes 244 amino acids. The record is from RefSeq and is a predicted model, not a curated record. Gene Ontology annotation, molecular function: lysozyme activity. The transcript is spliced from 3 exons. Gene Ontology annotation, biological process: cell motility; glucose homeostasis; signal transduction.